Molecule: messenger RNA, 1617 nt
Organism: Protopterus annectens (West African lungfish)
Lineage: Eukaryota; Metazoa; Chordata; Ceratodontiformes; Protopteridae
Gene: TPGS1
Product: tubulin polyglutamylase complex subunit 1
Exons: 2
Coding region: 243-1070 (275 amino acids)
Biological process (GO): protein polyglutamylation
Molecular function (GO): microtubule binding
Source: RefSeq, a predicted model, not a curated record
UAACAACAAGUCCGGAAGACUUGUCCUUAAAGGGCAUUGCUUCCGCUCAGUAACGCGGUGUGAAGUCUUAACGUUUUUGUAAUUGGGUUGUUAGUAGAUGUCAUAGAUGAUCUUACUUUGGUAUUUCUAAAGUUAUUAAAUGGUUAAACUAGCAAUAGAGUAUCAACCUUUCUUAAGCGCGAAACUGAUUUAAUGUUUAACAACAUGGCGUUUGGUGUGGUUUUCUCCUAAUUAAUAAUUAAAUGCUAGUAGAAAAGAUGGAGAAGCGACGAGUACAUAAUGCGGGUAGUUCGGACUCUAAAGCGUUCAAAGAGGAAUGCGAACGAGAGUUCCUGUCACAGUCCGGAGUUAGGAUCAUGUUAAGGGAAGCUUUAAUGAAGUUGCUAGAAACCAGGCCAGAGGAGCCUAUAACGUUUUUGGCGAACCACUUCCACAGUCUUGUGUUGAACUCCGAGGGGGGUGGAGGGGACCAGGGACAGAUGCAGCAGUCUGUCGUCAACAGAGCUAUGUGGCAUCUCCGUGUCGCCCAUCCUUCUCAAAGGGCUGCAUUUAACAACAGUGUUGGCAUUGCCUAUGAUAUUCUCCUCACAAAUGGGCGGAAGAAGAAGCCUGGUCUGAAUGGCAGAAUGUAUUCUGAUCUUCUGAAAAGGAUCUGCAAUGAGGGAAGAAUACCUGAAAAUAUCUCUGGCUCUUUACUGAAGAAAAUACAGUGUCGGGAGCAUGAAGCAGUCCCCUUUGAGAUUUUUCGUUACAGCAUGCUGACAUGCUUCAUAUUCCUGGAGUAUCUCUCCAAAUCCUCCUCUCUCUUUGAGACCCUAUCGGAUUCCAAGAAAGCAGAUAAAAGAUUAUGUGAGAUUGUUUUGGAAACUUUGGAAGAUGCCUUACAGGCAAGUAAUCUGUCCAUUCCAGCUAGUUAUUUGGAAGCUGGUUCUAAGCUUGGACCAGAUCGCUUGGCUUUGGAAAUGAACAAGUUACUGAUAAACCAUAAGCCUGCUUCAUUUAUGCAGAAGGGGGAAUUUCUACAGAAAGCUGCAGCUUUGUUCAUUGAGAAAGUUAAAAGUAUUUCUUGACUGAUUAACUGAAAGUAUUUUUAAUGUGAUGUAGUCUGUGGAGUACUUUGUUUCGAUUUCAGGGAGACCUCUACUUAGUCAUUUUUCUGACCUGACCUCCUGAGCAUGGAAUCUCUAGGAAAGGCUUGAGUACAUUUUUAUCCUCUACAGUUUGUAAUGAGCCUAUGCCACUAAUUUUGUCUCGUCUUUGAAAUUAAAAACUGACAUUAGGUUAUCACUAGUUUACAGCGUGAUAACCUAUUGAUAUGUGUUAAGCACUUGCAGUUCCUUCAAAAACUGCCAGGUUUCUGUAUGCAUAGUUUCUUCCAAAAGCCUGUUCGCUGUCUAUAUGUCAGGAUAUGUGUUAAGCACUUGCAGUUCCUUCAAAAACUGCCAGGUUUCUGUAUGCAUAGUUUCUUCCAAAAGCCUGUUUGCUGUCUAUAUGUCAGGAGAGCCAUGUUUAGCAAAGGGAUUGACUAAUCCAGAGUCGGGUGACUUUGAGUAACCUUUAAACUACGGUAGUUUUUGUUAUUUUCAUUGCUAAAAAUAAUAAAAUGCCAGAAAAUUA